UAUAAUUAUCCGCCCGCGUGUCGUGGCCAAGAAUCGUACUGCCAACGUGUUUCACAACGAAUCAGUUUCUAGUUGAACCUUUACUGACCACGUUUUAGUUUUAAGAGGUUUUUGCCCGAAGACUGUUGUAAAACGAGCAGAGAAAUUUUAACGUGAAAGCUUAACAUAAAGAUAUAUUAAAGCUUUUGAACCAUUGUUUUAAAGAAAAACAAAUAUGGCUAUCGACAACCGACCACGAAACCGUGAGCAUGGGUACGGGCCUUAUAACCGAGUCAAUCCGAAAGUAAACCAAUCUAAAAAUCUCCCCUACCGUCGUCCCAGUGCACCACGUGGAGCUGCGUACGUUCACGUUGAAGCCUCACCAGCGUCAUCUUGCGGAUACGCCGCAAUGCAACCGCUACCGGCUGGUGGCAACAGAGGUUUUCAAAAUCAUCCUUCAAACUUUAACCCAAAUAAACGAGUCCCACCAUUACAACCUCCCUUGCCAGAAGCGAAUGAGUUUCACUCAACAAGACGUUGCGCUGAUAGCCAUGCCCAUGACAUUACCUCCACCCAUAGAAGGAACGGCUAAACUGCCGCAGUUCGGAUUUCUUUACCAAGAAUUUGAGCGCAUGAAAAAAAUCGGGCUAAUGAAGACCGCUGCGCAACCAGCAACUGCCGUGUCCUCUGUACCGCUGGUUACGAAAACGAUCCCUACAUUUAAUGUGGUUUCCGCACAACCGGAGCGAAAUGAGCGGGAUUGUUUUGUUGCUGCAAUGAAACUAUUCAUGAAGUCUUACAUGCCAACCGCUUGCUUUGACUGUGCUGAACCGGUGGACGACUGGAGCAAAGAGGCGGGCGCACUUAUAAGUGAAAUCACUAGUGCAGCAACUGCAGAACGUUGCACGAAAAGCACCUGGCCAACGAAAUCUAGGAGCCCUAGCAUCGAUAGUUCCGUGGAUUCGGCUCCGAAUUCCAUCGUCGAAGAUAUACAUAGACACCUACUGGACAUCAAACCCUCACCUUACCCCAGUGGUGUACCAGCAUCUGUGAAUAGCAGUGAUAAUGAAGACGACGAUGGAAGAUCGAUAACAAAGAGCCCGCUGCAACAUUCUUCAUACAACCAGGACAACGUUUGUAAAAUCCGUUUAUCCAUGGAUUCUGGGUACCAGUCGUCGUCCACAGAUGGAGGCAGUAGCAUGAGCUCAAAGUAUCCGGCAGUUCACGGUAGCCAGGUGACGAGGGAGUUGUACGAUGACGCGGCGUCCGAGAUUUCUUCGUCUUCCUCCACCUCCCAACCAUGUUCUCCGACCCGCAGAGAUUUCCCCGGGGACUUCGAGUUAAACUCUGUGUCUCCAAGGUCUUUGCAAACUUAUUUAUCAGCACUGCAACAGUUGCCUUUUCAAAACAACAACAAUUUACCGGCGAAGCGUACAGUUUCUGGUGACAGUGAUCUAACCACCGAGCCCUACCAGAAGCACAAAGAAUGGAUCACAGAAGAAAUAUUAGAAAUGAUAGCGGUGAGGGACCGACUUUACAAACGAAUGAAGAAACAACCUUCGCCGGAUAUGGUGGAAAUGUAUAAGAAGGUUCGAAACAUGGUUGUUGGGUUGACAAGGAAUGCAAAAAGAGCUCACGAGAAGAAAAUUGAGGACGCCACAAAAUUCGGUGGAUAUUCUACCCCUACCCCGCCCUCAUUCGGUGUAACUGCACGUUAUAGGUAGUUAUGGUUGCUUUUAACCGUGUGUGUAUUUGUGUUUCCAGAUUUUAUGUGUAUGAUAUUGAGUGCGAUUUUAUAAUCUGUAUUUUCCAUCUGUAUUUUAUGAAGCUUUCUUUUAUCGUUUUCAAAUGUUCUCAAAAGUGCCGCCUUCGAGUAUUUGAUUUCAUUGCAUGUUUUUCUGAUGUCCGCACAAGUUUUUGAAUUCCGAAUAAAUUUGUGUGACGUCUAACAAA
Molecule: messenger RNA, 1932 nt
Organism: Ciona intestinalis (vase tunicate)
Lineage: Eukaryota; Metazoa; Chordata; Ascidiacea; Phlebobranchia; Cionidae
Source: RefSeq, a predicted model, not a curated record